Messenger RNA from Hordeum vulgare subsp. vulgare (domesticated barley), 1153 nucleotides. Its product is annotated as protein RADIALIS-like 3. Lineage: Eukaryota; Viridiplantae; Streptophyta; Magnoliopsida; Poales; Poaceae. The record is from RefSeq and is a predicted model, not a curated record. The transcript is spliced from 2 exons. Gene Ontology annotation, molecular function: DNA-binding transcription factor activity. Bases 663 to 926 code for a protein of 87 amino acids.
AGUCGCAACACCAUUGACAUUUGUCAGUGCCCGUGGUGCCAUGGAUGGCCACCCUGACAUGGGGUGCCCACCCAAGGCCACCUCCAUCUAGCCAGCAAAGCUAGGACCAUAUAAAAAAAGUUUGUUUCACAGCCGAGCAAUGAACUACAUAGAAAAACAUAUAAUUCAUGUGUUUUUCAUGAACACUUUGCAUCAAGUUGCAUCAAACCGGGCCACAUAUUGGGAUUCAGACACGACGAAUACGAGAGUUGAUUUCUACAGCUAUAAAAUAUCUAGACUAGAUGAUGUGUAUGAUACUGGAUACAACUCCAGACGCCAUGCGCUGGGAAUGCACAUCUGGAUGGACCCAAAAGGCUUAAUUACUCAACCAGCCUAUCACUUAAAAUUUUCAUCAUACACACCACACGCUUCCCAUGUCUGAUCCCUAGCUCAAAAAACCUGUGAGAAUCUUGUUGUCCUCUCCCCAGCCACCUUUUAACCCACAGAGAGAGACAUGACACACCCCCAUGGCCUAUAAAUAGCAGCCCUCGCAGCAAGAGAGACACCAAAUCUAACAACCAGAGCGUCUCCAAGAGCAAACAACUUCCCAGAGCCCAACAUAUUAGAUACAGGAAUCAUUAGCUCAGUAGAAUCCCACCAGGGAAGCUUUACCUGCUCCAAGGAUGUCUUCUGGGUCACCGCGGAGCUCCUCGCCGAGCUCAUACUCGGAGUGGAGCAAGAAGGAGAAUAAGAUGUUCGAGGAGGCGCUCGCCUACUACGGCGAGGGCGCCCCCAACCUCUGGGAGAAGGUGGCCAACGCCAUGGGGGGCACCAAGUCCGUCGAGGAGGUGUGCCGCCAUUUCCAGAUCCUCGUCGACGACGUCCAGAACAUUGAGUACGGCCGCAUCCCCUUCCCCAAAUACAAGACCCAGGGAUUCUGGACCUGAAAGGAUGAAGCAGUGUAAGCUCCAGUGGACAGUGAACAAAGGUGUACAAAGUACAAACUAGAUCUAGGAGGAAGCAAGGGAAUCCAGCAUUGGUUAGAAUAACAGGAAGGAAAUGAGUAUUGUCUAUUGUGUCAUGUGUACAAAGUAUUAGGUUAUGUCCAAGUUAAAUUCUCUACAUCGUUGUAUAUUCUUGUCUACAUUCAUGAAUUGCAUCUUGUUCAUUAUCA